AUGCGGAGGACGCGGCGGCGCCUCUCCACCGGCACCACCGAGAUCCCCGAACAUGCGGCAGAGCCCCAGCCCCGCGGCGGGGGAGUUCCUUCGCCGCAGGCAUGGGCCCCGUCGGACGCCGUCGCCGCGCCGCCGGACGCGGGCAGUUGGGCCGGUAACGACGCGGAGCCCCCACUGAAGCGCUUCAGACUCCCAGAAAAGCUGUUGACCCGCCUCGGACAGGCUCCGGCGGCCGCUGAGGGGAACGCAGAGGGUGGCGCCAACAUUGAAAUUGACGUCGCCGCGGUCAUCCGUUCGAAACGUCAGGCUGCAGCAGAACAUCGCGCGUCGGCGGGGGAUGCUGCGACAGGUGACGACUGGCGGCCGUUGCUUUCGGUGCGCCGGCUUCCCCGGCAACCGCUUCUGCACGAGCAGGGACAGCAGCGCGGAGAAGCGCCAACUGCCCCGCACGAGCACUUUGAAAACAGCAACGAUGACGUUAUCCGCUUUGGAACGAAGUGCCGGGCGGAGGACGUCGACUCCUCCUCGACGGCGUCGUCCUGGUCGGAGGAAAAGGCGCGGGGCAACGCCGACGACGCGGGCGCGCGCGCGGAAAGGCGACGGAGGGAGAUUGAUCGCCACUUCGCCGGCUAUGGCAGCGACGAGCUUGACUCCUCCAGUGGCACUCUCUCGGAGGAGGAGGAGGCAGAGGCAGAGGCAGAGGCAGAGGCCAGCGGGAGUGAAAGCAGUGAAAAUGAGGACGGGGAUGGGAAAGAGGAAGAUGGAGAUGAGGAUAAUAGUAAUAAUGAUAAGAACGCCCCCGUAAGGGCGGGAGAAUCCACAGGCUUUGGCCUCUUUGAACGCCGCCGCCAGCAGCAGCAAGCGAAAAAGCCGGGGACGCCCGGCCAUGCGAACGCAAGCUGUGCUGCGACGAACCACACCCAUGACCGCCGCUAUCGCUACAGUUCCAUGUUCUUUGAAAUGCACGUGGGCCGCGAGGGCGUGAGUCCAUGCCACCACACACUUCUCUGUCUGAACGGACCAAUCACUGUUCAAGGCCCUUCUGGCGUCAUUGGUUUUGGCAUGGGCGAGGUUGCCGUUGGGGGCUUCUUCCUUGGCAAGAAACAUGUUGUGCUUCUCACGGACGCCGACAGGGUUGUUUUGACGCCCGUGCAACGCCUCAAAAGCAAGAGUGCGGGUUUGGAGUCGUUGCCGUUGCCAGCGCCAUUCUCGUGCAAGGCUGGCUCCUUGCCUUGCACGGUCGUGCCCCCAACGGCCAGAGAAACUUGUGAGGAUGCGGUGGACGAGAAUGAUGUGGAGCUGUUUGGCACGAUUGAUUGGGCUUGGGUUGAGACAACCAUUGCUUCGUGGCGGGGACGGUUUGCGAACAAGAUGCCAAACAUUGUACUGGUUGUGCAGCCGUAUGAUCCCUGUGGUGUGCCUCCUACACGCCGGCAUCGCCUUAAAGGGAAGGAGAAACAUUUAAUCGACGCCUUUAUGGAUCUCCCACGCUUUGUGGCGCGUGGGCAUGAUCCCGGCAUUGACGCGGCCUUGUUGCCGGAGGUGAUUCCCACGAUUCUGAAGCAGAGCCCCGGCACGGUGGUUGUGUUGGGAUCACAGAACAUUGGCAAGUCGACGCUCGCGCGGUUUCUUGCCAAUGCCCUGUUUUCGCAGCAUGGCGUCUGUUACUGGUUGGACUUGGAUCUUGGGCAGCCGGAGUUUUCUCCACCCGGGGUAAUUUCCCUGUAUUGCGUGCAGCACCCGCUACUGCGCCCACGCGACACGUCUAAAGUUAAACUUGUGCGAAGUUUUUUUCUCGGUGGGUCGCGUCCGCGUUGCCCGAAGGCAACGGCGAUCGCCAUUGAGCAGCUUUGCGCCAUUGCGGAGCCACUGCAGCGGCGCUACCCCGUUGUGGUGAACACGCACGGAUGGGUGCUUAGCACAGGCCGGCGCAUGACGGUGGAGGCGAUACGCCGCCUACGACCCAAGCACGUUGUUCACCUAGUGACGGAAGGGGACACACGCUGGGCACGCGACAGUGAGUUGCUCAUGUGUCCAACCAACGGCCUAAAUUCGGAGGUUCUGCACAAACGGUUUCUUGUGCGCUGUGCCACGCUAGCAGGCGUUGAGGGAAACGUAUACGACGUCAUUGGACGGCUUCCCUUCCCGCAUCCUGCCAUGAAUAGACAGGAGGCCGCCGCCGCCGCCGCCGCCGGAUGGUGUGGGACGGUGCAUACGGCAACUGUGACAAGGGACGCGGGAUCGACGCGGCCCAAGCCCUCUGCCGUCCGCUGUGCCCUCUGGCAGCAGCACUUGGCGCCCCUAUUCCGCUACUAUGAGGCGCUGGAGGAGGAGCGGCGGCGGCGGCAGACGGGUGCGACGCCGCCGCCCUUGGAAGAAUUGGGUGCCGCAACCACGUUGUUCAAGGGACCUUUGGCGCAGUUCGACGCGAUCGUGCUUGCAGACGUGGAGGGUGCCCGGGACCUGACCGACGACGUUGUGUGUGCGGCGCUGGAGCACAGCGUUGUGGCACUCUCUUUCUCUCUCGUGGCCGCCGCGCCGCCUUCUGUGCCUGCGGCCCAGCAGCAGCAGGAACUUCCGUCGCCCGGGGCACCCGGGAACUACCGCUGCCUAAGCGGCAUGCCCGACGGCUUUUCCCUCUCCUGCUUUGGCUUUGUGGAGAGCACCGAGGCGGAGAUGCGAGCCUCGGGGGAGGCGCGGAUCCGGCUGCCGUACCGCCGCGAAGUUGUGCGCCAGAUGCUCUCGACGGACGACGCCACGACGCGCGUCGGCGUCUCCCUCGCGUGCUCGUCGUCCGACCGCGCCGACACCGCGGCGCUGGAGGCGUACUUUUAG
Molecule: messenger RNA, 2835 nt
Organism: Trypanosoma conorhini
Lineage: Eukaryota; Euglenozoa; Kinetoplastea; Trypanosomatida; Trypanosomatidae
Product: NUC156 family protein
Exons: 1
Coding region: 1-2835 (944 amino acids)
Biological process (GO): cleavage in ITS2 between 5.8S rRNA and LSU-rRNA of tricistronic rRNA transcript (SSU-rRNA, 5.8S rRNA, LSU-rRNA)
Cellular component (GO): nucleus
Molecular function (GO): polynucleotide 5'-hydroxyl-kinase activity
Source: RefSeq, a predicted model, not a curated record